AUUGACAAUAACCAAUUGAGUUUUUGAAGACAAAAAUUUAGCAUGUUUGUUUUAAUUUGAUCAUUAUUCAAUAGAGUUUUUUAUUUUUUAUCUGCCUUAUCUCAACAUAGUACAAAAUUUUGCCUUGAAACGAAAUUUUUUACACAUUUCUCUAAUAUACGUAAUAUAUUUCACUCAGGUUAUAAUUGCAUUUAUAGAUUUUAGAUGAUAUUAAGUAUCAUAGUAAUUAAUUUAUAAUAUAAAACAGCAAUGCGAUCUAAAGAAUCUUCAGCUAUUAAAUCUCACCUACAAACACCUAUGUCUGAAAGACAACAAUUGGCUCUCCUGAUGCAAAUGACUUCUGGGAAUGAAAGUAUACCUAAAAGCCCUGGUGGCACAAAUUACUCAUUUUCGAGGCAAAAAGAUCGAAAUGAAAGGGGAGAAACAUCAUUACAUUUGGCAGCCAUUAAGGGAGAUAUAGAACAAGUGAAUAAGUUACUGUCGAACAGAGCUGAUCCAAAUGUUACUGAUUUUGCUGGGUGGACACCUCUUCAUGAAGCUUGUAACUAUGGUUGGUAUGAAAUAGCAAUUAAACUAGUACAAGCAGGUGCAAAUGUUAAUGCUAAAGGCUUGGAUAACGAUACCCCAUUACAUGAUGCUGUGAUAAAUGGUCAUUUAAAUAUUAUGAAAUUACUAAUAGAACAUGGAGCAGAUAUCAAUUACAAAAAUACUAAAGGAAAGAGUCCAUUGGAUAUGGCAACACCAAUGAUCAAACCAUAUGUUCUGAAUCCCAGUUUGCCUAUACCAGAGUCAAUGGUACCUUCAAGAGUACCACCUCGAGGAAGAGAUGAUAAAAAAUUAACCGAUAAUAGUAAAACAAAGUCCAAUACCACAGAUGAAAACACCGAAUCUGGAAAAGCGGAAGACGCAUACGAAUUUAAAUCGACGAAAGAUCAGACAGAACAAAAAACGUUUUUGGAAAAUGAACCGACAGGGGAAACAUCUACUGCCAUUCCCACAUCGGAUGAAACUGUUAAAAGAGGGUUUCAGGAAAUGAAUGAGAAUGUCGAAGAAAAUACUGAGGAUGAAUCAAGGAAGAAGAAACGCAAAGAUGAAGGAACUAAAGAAAAGGGUGCUUUGCGUGGAACUUCCCAAAAUAAAGGGCAAGCAGGCAAACCAAAUUCGGAUAAGUCAAAUAAAAGUUCCAAUUUGAAUGUCAACAAAGCAGUUGCUUCAGAUAAGAAAAGUCCAUGCCCAAGCCCUAAAGUAUCGAGCGAUGUAGAAGAUGAUUCCAAAGUUGACUUGAAAGUACCACCACUGAAAAUUGUUAUACCCCAAACAAAUAGUAAUGAGCAAGAAGCAGGCGUUAAUAGGAGUAGCAAAAAUAAUUCACAAAGAACACAUCAAGCCCUUCCUUAUGUGGUUCCGAGUUCAAGCAGCAAUUUAUUAUUUAUUCGUGUCAGAAGCAUCAUAUAUAAUAAUCUGUUUAGCGCCUUCCAGAUCUCCCAGUUUUCACUGCCUCCCGGUGCCAGCAGCAAUGAUUCAAAUAAUGAUAAGGAUUUGAAUACUAGUUCUGGCCAAGAAGAAAACGCAAGUAAACCAGAUGAAAAAAAAGAGGGUGCAGCUUCUACUUCUGCAGAUGAUCAACGUGGCAGCGCUAACCAUCAAAGAGUGCUGCGAAGUUCCCACAAGGGUGGCGGUCAAUCUCAAAUUCCAGAUAGAAGUAGCAAUAACUCUUCUCCGCAACUGCAUCGAUCUCACUCGCCUUCUCCUUCUGCUUCUCCUUCAGCUCCGAAUACAUCUACUGACGCGCCAGUUACGACCAGUAGUGCAUUGGCCAAUACUAUAUCAAAAACUACAGAUUCCCAGUUGAACAAUGAGAAUGAAACUUCCUCUACAUCUUCAACGUCAACAAACGCCACAACAGCUACUCCAGCCCCAGUUGAAUUACAUCCCAGAAAAAGAAAGAUGAAACCUAGCAAAGAACCUGCAGCUCCUCCUGCGGACACAUCUGAUGUUUCUGCAGAAUCUCAAAUACAUCCCCAUGAGCAGCCAAUUACUAAUUGCUACCAAUUAUUUUUAGACAUUCGGAAACAGAUUGAAAAAAGGAGAAAGGGUUUAUUUCCUGUUCAACCAAAGCCGCCCCAAGGUUUCAAGGAUUAUCUGAUGAACAGAUGCACCUAUGUAUUGGCAAAUACAACAUCAACCUCACCUAAUGUUUCUUAUCCUCCAAAUUUGCCACCGCAAAUGAAAGAUAUUUUUACAGAUCAGGAGAAAGAAAGAUAUAGGCUAAGAAUGCAGCAUGUCAUCGAGAAAGAAAAACUGGUCCUUUCAGUAGAACAAGAAAUAUUGCGAGUGCAUGGCAGAGCAGCCAGAGCUUUAGCAAAUCAAUCUCUACCGUUUUCAGUAUGUUCCAUACUUAGGGAUGAAGAGGUAUACAAUUUGAUAACCCCAGAGCAAGAAGAGAAGGAUCGAAAUGCUAGAUCGAGAUAUAAUGGUCGUCUUUUUUUGAGUUGGCUUCAGGAUGUUGAUGAUAAAUGGGAAAAAAUCAAAGAACACAUGCUUCUGAGGCAUCAUAAUGAAGCUGAAUCUCUUCAUGCAGUUCAAAAAAUGGAUUGGGAAUGGAAGAUGAUAGAGUUGAAUCUUUGUGAUAGAAAAUCAACUCCAACAAUUGAAGAACAUCAUGUUCCAAUGGUUCAUGUUAGUGAUGAUUUUGACCUACUACCUGCUUAAUUAUUGCAAUGAUUCGCAAGUCUCUUGGAAUUACCGACUGUGAUAAGAUAUAUUGAAAUUAUAUUUUAAAUUGUAAGCAUCUAAGCCAAGCUUUGAACCUCUUUUGUUAGUUUGGUUUCAAUUGUAAUAAUUCUUUUUAUUUAGCAAACAAUCCUGUAUUGAUGAAAUAAAUACAAAUUUAAUGACUCA
This is a messenger RNA of Coccinella septempunctata (seven-spotted ladybird), 2901 nucleotides long. RefSeq names its product ankyrin repeat domain-containing protein 12. The transcript is spliced from 10 exons. The record is from RefSeq and is a predicted model, not a curated record. The coding region runs from base 250 to 2712 and encodes 820 amino acids. Gene Ontology annotation, molecular function: protein binding. Gene Ontology annotation, cellular component: nucleoplasm. Lineage: Eukaryota; Metazoa; Arthropoda; Insecta; Coleoptera; Coccinellidae.